Molecule: messenger RNA, 2042 nt
Organism: Ictalurus punctatus (channel catfish)
Lineage: Eukaryota; Metazoa; Chordata; Actinopteri; Siluriformes; Ictaluridae
Gene: syt5a
Product: synaptotagmin Va
Exons: 10
Coding region: 168-1385 (405 amino acids)
Biological process (GO): calcium ion-regulated exocytosis of neurotransmitter; cellular response to calcium ion; regulation of dopamine secretion
Cellular component (GO): synaptic vesicle membrane; dense core granule; axon
Molecular function (GO): calcium ion binding; calcium-dependent phospholipid binding; syntaxin binding
Source: RefSeq, a predicted model, not a curated record
GGGAGGAGGAGAGCGAUAAACAGAUGAUGAGGUGGACAGUAAUCAGGAUUAGGGAUUGAGGGCCGUGUGUAUAAAUCUCCUGUUCAGUGAAACACAGAAGUGAAAAUCUGUUACAGAGAGGACGAGUGACCAUCAUCUUCAUCAUUUCCAUCACUGGCUGAUCAGCCAUGCGAAUGGUCAGUCUACAGCAUCGCGUACGGAGGGAGGCGGAACAUGAGUCUGACUCCGCCCCAGGCCCACCCCCUCCCUCUCAUCACUCCCACAACUUCAUUGAUAUGAAGAAUAAGUUCUUCAAUGAGCUCGGACACCUUCCCAACCACAAGAUUAAAUUGCCCAUGUGGGCAAUCGGUGCCAUCGUGGUGGUGGUUCUCGCCCUCGUCGCCUGCUUCGCUUUCUGUAUGUUUAAAAAGUGUUUCGGAGGAAAGAAAAAAGCGAAGAAAGUGAGAGAGCGAAAGGGCGUACGGCGGGUGAAAAAGCAGAAAGAGGGAGAGGAGGAAAAGGAAGAGGUGAAACAGGAAGAGGAAAAAGAGCAGGAAUUCUUUGGAAAACUGGAAUACACACUGGAUUACAACUUCACUGAAAAUCAGCUCAUAGUUGGAAUCCUUCAGGCUCAAGAUCUUCCUGCGAUGGACAUCGGCGGCACCUCGGACCCCUACGUUAAAGUCUACAUGCUUCCUGACAAGAAGAAGAAAUUUGAGACCAAAGUUCAGAGGAAGAACCUCUGUCCUGUUUUUAAUGAAACCUUUAUUUUUAAGACCCCCUUUAAUGAUUUGGCCGGACAGACGUUAGUGCUGCAGGUGUUUGAUUUUGAUCGUUUCGGGAAACACGACGUGAUCGGAGAGAUUAAAAUUCCCAUGAACAGUGUAGAUCUGGGACAACCAAUCCACGAGUGGAAAGACCUGGUGGGAGGAGAGAAAGAAGAGCAAGAGAAACUGGGUGAUAUCUGUAUUUCUCUGAGAUAUGUGCCAACAUCUGGGAAACUCACUGUGUGUGUGAUGGAGGCCAAGAACCUGAAGAAGAUGGACGUCGGUGGUUUAUCAGACCCGUUUGUGAAGGUGGUCGUUCAACACAACCAGAAACGUCUGAAGAAGAAGAAGACCACGGUUAAACAGAACACGCUGAACCCGUACUUUAAUGAGAGCUUCAGCUUCGAGAUUCCUUUCGCUCAGAUUCAGAAGGUGCAGAUUGUGAUCACGGUGUAUGAUUACGAUAAACUGGGCAGUAACGACGCCAUCGGAAAGUGCUGGAUUGGAUACGGAGCCAGCGGAGUCGGACUGCGGCACUGGUCAGACAUGCUCGCCAACCCGAGACGCCCCAUCGCCCAGUGGCACACACUGCUGCCCGAGGAGGAAGUGGACGCUGCACUGAAGGCACCAGUCCGCUAAUUUUAGACACACACACACACACAUACACCUGAAAUAAUUUGUGCAUUUCAUACCUACAUUUAGUCAUUAAAUGUUUUAUUUUGUCAUGUUUUGCUGUACAGUGAACCCCCCAAAUUCCACACACACAUACACACACACACACACACACACGUGUCGAUGCUGUAUAUAAGUGUUAUGUGUUUGUGGUUUUUCUGUUAUUGUUGUUAUUCAGUUUUGCAGUGAGAUUAUUUACAUUAACACACCAAACUUCAGCUUUAAUAAACUAAGAAUAACAUGAAGUUACACAGUAAGUAUAAAUAGGGCAGUGGUGGUUUAGUGGUUAAGACUCUGGGUUACUGAUCAGAAGAUCGGGGGUUUCAAGCCCCCAGCACUGCCAAGCUGCCACUGUUGGGCCCUUGAGCAAGGCCCCCCACCCUCUCUGCUCCAGGGGGCGCUGUAUCAUGGCUGACCCUGCACUCUGACCCCAACUUCUUAACAUGCUGGGUUAUGUGAAGGAAAGAAUUUCACUGUGCUGUAAUGUAUAGGUGAUUAAUAAAAGCUUCUUCUUCUUCUUAAAUCUAAACACACUGAGAGAUAAUGGCACUCACCUAUCAGCUUUAUUCAUUUUUUUCCCUAAUUAACCACCACAAAUAAAAUAAUGAAGUCAUCAUUUAAAUU